Molecule: messenger RNA, 2199 nt
Organism: Onychomys torridus (southern grasshopper mouse)
Lineage: Eukaryota; Metazoa; Chordata; Mammalia; Rodentia; Cricetidae
Product: integrin beta-2-like protein
Exons: 15
Coding region: 1-2199 (732 amino acids)
Biological process (GO): cell adhesion mediated by integrin; cell migration; integrin-mediated signaling pathway
Cellular component (GO): cell surface; integrin complex; focal adhesion
Molecular function (GO): integrin binding; amyloid-beta binding
Source: RefSeq, a predicted model, not a curated record
AUGCUGGGCCAGCACCCUCUGCCACUCAUCCUGACUGGGCUGCUCUCCCUGGGAUCUGCCCUGUCCCAGUUGUGUACCAAGGACAAGGUGAGCACCUGUCAGGACUGCAUCCGGUCAGGGCCUGGCUGCGCCUGGUGCCAGAAGCUGAACUUUACAGGUCAAGGAGAGCCAGAGUCCAUUCGUUGUGAUUCUCCAGAGCAACUCUUGCUAAAGGGCUGCACAUCUGAGUACCUCGUGGACCCCAAGAGCCUUGCUGAACCCCAGGAGGACAAGGACAGGGACUGGAAGCAGCUGUCCCCACAAAAUGUGACACUUUACUUGAGACCAGGCCAAGCAGCAACAUUCAGAGUGAGCGUCCAGUGGACCCAGGACAACUCUGUUGACCUGUACUUCCUGAUGGCCCUCUCUGGAUCCACACAAGGCCAUCUUUCCAAGAUCCAGACACUGGGCAGAGACCUGCUCCAAGUCCUCAAAGAGAUCACCAGAUCAGGCCAUAUUGGCUUUGGAUCCAUCAGGAACAUGACCUUCCAGCACAUCCUGAAGCUGACUGAUGACUCCAGCCAGUUUCAGAAGGAGCUGGGGAAGCAAAUGGUUUCUGGAAACCUGGAUACCUCCAAGGGACAGCUGGAUGCUAUGAUGCAAGUCACCACGUGCCUGGGAGAAAUCGGCUGGCGCAAUGGGACACGGUUUCUGGUGCUUGCCACUGACAACGAUUUCCACUUUGCUAAAGACAAGAAUUCGGGUACCAGACAGAACCUCAGUGAUAGUCACUGUCGCUUGGAAGACGGCGUGUACAAGAGCAGGAGAGAGCCGGACUACCAGUCAGUGCUCCAGCUGGCAAGCAAACUGGCUGAAAACAACAUCCAGCCCAUCUUCAUGGUGCCCUCAAGGAUGGUGAAAACAUAUGAGAGAAUUGCCAUGUUCAUCCCUAAGCUGACCAUUGGGGAACUGUCAGAUGACUCCAGCAAUGUGGCACAGCUCAUCAAGGAUACCUACAGUAAACUCCCCUCCAGCACCUUCCUGGACCACACCACCACCCCCAGCACUCUGAAAGUCACCUACGACUCCUUUUGCAAUAACGGAGCAUCAAGUACAGGCAAAUCCAGGGGGGACUGUGGAAAUGUGCAGAUCAACGGCACGGUCACCUUCCAGGUUAACGUCACAGCUUCAGAGUGCAUCAGGGAGCAGUCCUUUCUUAUCCAGGCCCUGGGUUUCCCUGACACAGUGACCGUACGAGUCCAUCCCCAUUGUGAAUGCCAGUGCCAGGACCAGAGUCAGAACAGCAGCCUCUGUGGAAGCAAGGGUGCCAUGGAGUGUGGCAUCUGCAGGUGUGACUCCAACUACACCGGGAAAAACUGUGAGUGCCAGACACACGGCCAGAGCAGCCGGGAACUGGAAAGAAGCUGCCGGAAGCACCACAGCUCCACAGUGUGCUCCGGACUGGGAGACUGCAUCUGUGGGCACUGUGUGUGCCCCGCCAGUGACCGCCCAAACAAGGUGAUCUAUGGACGAUACUGCGAGUGUGACAACUAUAACUGUGAGAGAUAUCAUGGCCAAGUCUGCGGCGGUCCACGGAGGGGCUCCUGCUUCUGUGGCCAGUGCAGUUGCAAUGAGGGCUUUGAGGGCUCAGCCUGCCAGUGCCAGAGGUCCACCGAGGGCUGUCUGAACAACAAUUUGGUGGAGUGCAGUGGCCAUGGCCAAUGCCACUGCAACAGGUGCAAGUGUGACCCAGGCUAUCUUCCGCCACUGUGUGAGCAUCUUCGCCAUAUUCCACGCUGCAGCGAGCACAUCUCUUGUGCCGAGUGCUUAAAACUCAGCGAUGGAGUAAGCUGCUUCCGAGAGUGUGGGGGUCUGAUGAGUUCAGACACAUUCUCUACAGGCAAGAACUGCAGUGAAUGGGACUCAGAGGGGUGCUGGAUAACCUACACUCUGCGUUGGCGAGACUGGAGAAAACUCUCUUCCAUCUACAUCGAUGUGAGCCGAGUGUGUCCUACCACCAUUGCACUGGGUGUGGCAGUGGGUGUCCUGGGGGCUGCUGUCCUCCUGCUGAUCGUCUGGAUAAUCCUCCUGAAGGAAACCCAUAAGAUCAAGCUCUCCAGAAAGGAUGGGGCUCAAGGCACACUAGAACCGAAGGCUCAUUUUCAAGAACAGCACCAUGGGGAGUCACCAUGGUGGCAUCAGGAGAGACAGAAUACCUGA